Coregonus clupeaformis (lake whitefish) is the source of this 1426-nucleotide messenger RNA. RefSeq names its product 2-acylglycerol O-acyltransferase 2-A-like. The record is from RefSeq and is a predicted model, not a curated record. Gene Ontology annotation, biological process: triglyceride biosynthetic process; diacylglycerol biosynthetic process. NCBI's taxonomy places the organism in Eukaryota, Metazoa, Chordata, Actinopteri, Salmoniformes, Salmonidae. Gene Ontology annotation, molecular function: 2-acylglycerol O-acyltransferase activity; diacylglycerol O-acyltransferase activity. Gene Ontology annotation, cellular component: endoplasmic reticulum membrane. The transcript has 6 exons. Bases 28 to 1035 code for a protein of 335 amino acids.
GCACUGCCUGGCUCUCCAGUCCCCACCAUGAAGAUCCAGUUUGCCCCUACCAACCUGCCCUUAAGCAGAAGACUGCAGACAGCCUCCGUUCUACAGUGGGUCUUCUCCUUUCUGGGCCUAGCUCCAAGCUGCAUCAUGCUGUUCUUUGUGUUGAUGUUCACUCGGUUCUGGCUGAUCAGCGUGCUGUACGCCUGCUGGUGGUUCGUCGACUGGGAAACACCGUCUAAGGGAGGCAACAGGGUUCACUUCCUGUCCAACCUACGUGUCUGGGACUACAUGAGGGACUACUUCCCUGUAAAGCUGGUGAAGACAGCAGACUUGGACCCCAGGCAGAACUACAUCUUUGGUUUUCAUCCCCAUGGGAUCCUGGUGGCUGGAGCCUUCACUAACUUCUGCACGUACGCUACAGGCUUCAGGAAACUGUUCCCUGGCCUGGACAGCUUCCUGCUGAUGCUACCUCUCUGGUUCAGAGUCCCCUUCUUCAGAGACUACAUCAUGAUGGCAGGUCUGAUUCCCUCGGACAAGGGGAGUGCCAGCUAUCUGUUACGUCGACAGGGAGGUGGGAAUGCCGUUGUUAUAGCAGUGGGAGGAGCCCCCGAGGCCCUGGACGCACGCCCUGGCGCCUUCACCAUUCUCUUAGCCAAUAAGAAGGGCUUCGUCAAACUGGCAAUGGAACAUGGUGCCCAUCUGGUGCCGGUCUUCUCCUUCGGGGAGAAUGAGUUGUUCGACCAGGUGGAGAACCCUCGAGGCACCUGGCUCCGCUCGAUUCAGGACAAGCUGCAAAGCAUCAUGGGUAUCUCUCUGCCCCUCUUCCAUGCGCGGGGCGUUUUCCAGUACAGCUUUGGUAUCAUGCCCUACAGGAAGCCCAUCAACACUGUGGUGGGUCGGCCAAUCAGAGUGGAGAAGAAUGAGAAGGCAACAGUGGAGGAGCUGGACGCCCUCCAUCAGCUCUACACAGAAGAACUCAGCCAGCUGUUUGAGGAGCACAAGGGCAAGUAUGGAGUGCCAGAGGACCAACACCUCAGCUUUGUCUGAAGAAAGAGAGAGAGAGAGAGAGAGAGAGAGAGAGAGAGAGAGAGAGAGAGAGAGAGAGAGAGAGAGAGAGAGAGAGAGAGAGAGAGAGAGAGAGAUUCAAAACCACCUUUGGAGUUGCCCCACCAAGUCGGUACACUUUCCUCAACCAACUGAAGGAUCCAGACCAAACUACAGGAGACAAGUAACACAAUGAAUUGAUAUGGACAUUCUUUUUCAAGAUAUGGAACAAUCUUCAUAAAAACCAUUGUAUUAUGUAUGUGCCCAUCCCACACUUAUUUAUCAUCUUUAUAAAAACGUAAUGUCUGCAGAUAUUGUGCCAAAUUAUGUAUUUUUUUAACUGUAGCUCAGUUGGUAGAGCAUGGCGCUUGCAACGCCAGGGUUGUGGGUUCGU